AUGAGUGUGAACAAGACCUCUGCAGUGGCGGAUGAACCCAUUGACGUGCUCAUCGCCCUGCACCCCAAGUUUGACAUUCUUGACCUCACUGGCCCCCUCAAGGUCUUCACCACGGCCGCUCACGACUUCAACGACGAAUCCAGCAAAGCCUUUGAGGUCACCAUUGUUGGAGACGAACCCAAGGUUCUCUCCGAGCAGGGCGCCAUCAUUGGCUCCCAAAUCACCUUCAAGGAGGCCCACGAGCGCCUCGAGGAUUUUGACAUUCUCGUCAUCCUCGGCGGCAACUCGGAGGAGAUCCUCAAGACCGAUGCUCAACCUCUCGGCCUCAUCAACGACUUUGCCGAGCUCCAGAAGCGCGACCCUGGCAGAGAACGAACUGUCCUGUCCGUCUCUGGUGGAUCUCUCUUCCUCGCCCGCGAGGGCAUCCUCUCUGGCCUUUCCGCCACCUGCCACCCAGACUACAUGACCAAGUUUGAGAACGAGUGCAGCGAUGCUGCUACCCGCAACCUCCAGGAGCGCACUGACGUUCUCGAGGACGCCCGUUACGUAGUCAACAACCUUCGUUUUGACCUCGGCGAUGAGGACGAGAACCCAUACAUUCGUCGCAAGUCCGAUGCUGGACGCCGACCCUCCCAGACUGCUCGCAAGGGUAGCAUGUCUUUCAAGGACAUGGGCCGCCGUGAGUCGAUUGCCCGCCGCGCUGCCAUGCGCCUUGGUGGUCUUCGAGUCAUUACGGCUGGGGGAAACAGCGCUGGCAUUGAUGCGGCUUUGUAUCUCGUCAGCGCUCUAGUUGAUGAUGGGUGUGCGGCGGAAGUCUCCCGGAUUAUGCAGUGGAACUGGAGCAAGGGUGUGGUUGUCGACGGUCUUGAUGUCUAA
Beauveria bassiana ARSEF 2860 is the source of this 876-nucleotide messenger RNA. Its product is annotated as ThiJ/PfpI family protein. Bases 1 to 876 code for a protein of 291 amino acids. The record is from RefSeq and is a predicted model, not a curated record. Lineage: Eukaryota; Fungi; Ascomycota; Sordariomycetes; Hypocreales; Cordycipitaceae. The transcript is spliced from 3 exons.